AUGGUGAUCCUUCGUGUGCUGCUGAAGGGCGUGACGGAGCGUUCGCGCGGCGGCCGUCACAGCGCCACCGUCGCAACCGCCCCCUGCCUCUCCCUCGCCGCCUCCACCCCGCCGCCCUCCACCCCGUCCUCCCUCGCGGACGCCGUCGCAGAUGGCGACUGGCACAAGGACGACGACGCCUACGACGAGGACUUCGAGGACAGCCCCGCCCUCACGCCGCCCUCGCGCGACUCGCCCUCGGCUGAGCGCCAGGACGAGGACGAGGACGAGGUCCCCACGGACACCGACUCGGCGCAGGCGCGCGUGAUUGGCCUAUAG
Molecule: messenger RNA, 318 nt
Organism: Gryllus bimaculatus (two-spotted cricket)
Lineage: Eukaryota; Metazoa; Arthropoda; Insecta; Orthoptera; Gryllidae
Source: the annotation of a GenBank genome assembly